GUGUCAGGUCCGAGGGAGCGGCUGAUAUUCUGGGGGAAGAAUAACCAAAAAUAAACCAAACAAAACAAGCGACUAUCCCCUAAACGAGAUUCGAUCGACUCAUUUGCCGAGCGUGAGCGAGAGGAAACAAACGCGACGUGAAAUGUAGAAUUCGCAAUCCCAGUGGAAUAACGCGCGGUGCAAAGUGGCCGCCCAGGUGAGUGUGUGGAACACGCACACAUGGACAUGUAAAAGGGCUGAAGUCCGUUACCUCCGCACGGUGCAGCUGGCUGCUGCUCUUCAGUCGGCGCCUGUCGAUGUCCUCGUUCCGUUCACUGCGACGUUCACUUGACCGAGCUACAAAUAACCUGCGCAUCGAGCAGUUCGUCAACCGGCUCCUGUCCUUAUUUCUACUUUUUAAUUUUUAAUUUUUUUUUUUACAUUUUUUAAAAACGUUUGACAUCGCGCCGGCGACGUCACAGCACGUGUUUCCUUUGAAGCUAAUUUGUUUGUGUUUUUGGUCGAGAACCACGGCGCCGCCGCUGCCGCGUCUGUUUUCCUGAACUGCCUCGACGUAAAUCGUUUGCACUCCACAAUAACACUGGGUUACUUUUGCUUUCAUGUCUUCGUCGCUGGCAGCUCAUCCCGGGGUGCGGCCUGUGAAGUCGGCCACCUUGGCGUCCUAAGGGCCCCAGUGGCUCCGAUGGCCAAAUGGCCCCGGCCCUGACCAGAACCCUGAAGGACGGCCAUGUCGUCCACCUGUCGUCUCCCCCUCCCACCGGCAGAGUGGACCCCAACGGGAGGGCCGUGCCCAGGGCCGAGCCGGAGCCUCGCACCAAGCCCACCGAGGACCGCGACCCCCAGAAGAUGUGGCUGAAGCUCUCCUUGUUUCCCUCGGUGGACUCCGGCCUGCCGGCGAGCCCCCUGGCGUCCGGCGAGUCGCUGCUCCUCCGCAGGCCCGCCUCGCUCCUCAGCUUCCUGUCCCUCAACGAAGGCCUGAGAGAUUCUCAUCAGGUGGUCUCCGUCUUACCAGAUGUACUAGACAUGUUUUUAGGCCCUGUGCCUGAGCACAAAAGCCAAGAGGCCUGUCUGCUGCAUGGCUGCGGUGCCGCUCUCGACCGUGGGCCAGAUGGUUGUGAUGUGCAUCGCUCCCCUUUUACACUUAUCAGUGUUUCGCCGUCAGAUCCCCUCGGGGAGAUUAAGCCCGUGGGCUGCACUCCCCUUUACGCACCCCCGCCCCCACCGAUACAGGGGGAGGCAGCCAGAGUGGUCCGUGCUCGUCUUGCAACAGUGCAGUCUUGCAGUGACAGAAUAAACGUUGACCAACUGGCAUCCAGAGCUGCGCUGGAGGAGGCAGCGAAUGAGCAGUUUUCUAAGCUGGCAGGUUUGCACAGCCGAGCCGGGGGGCUGAAGAGGCGACUGCAAGUGGUGCUCGGAGAGCAGGCUUCGCGGCACUGCGACCGGCAGCUGGAGGGCCUGGAAAGGCACAGUGAUGUUGGGGAUGUGGCCCAAGAAAGCCUGGAGUCCUUACAUCCCGGUGUACUGCCUCCACAAGCGGUCGGCGGGUCGUCCACAGCGUCACCUUCCCCCACAGAGCUCAGAGAGUUCAGCCGCUCCUGCGAGGCGGUGCUGAGAGGCCUGCAGCAGGACCUGGACUCAGAGGCCACGGACAGCAGCAGCGCGGAUGAGGACGAGGAGGAGGAGGAGGAGGAGAAGAGUCACAGCAGAACCACGACUUUGCCUGUCAGCAGCAGCAGCAGCAGCUGUGAGCGGCGAUGGCUGGAAGAGAGAGCGGAGCUGGGCCGCAGAUGGAGCUGGGUGCAGCUGCAUCUGUCCGGGCUGGAGGGGAAGAUACGGCGACUGGUGGAGCUGCACAAGCAUAUCCGCUCUUCCAAAGUUGGUGUGGUGCUCGCGGCGUCGCAGCCACUGACAGACAGGCAAAUUCAGCAGAGCCUGCUGAAGGAGAUGGUGGGAUUAUCUUAUACCGCCUCAGAUGCUGACACUGAACCUUGCAGCCCCACACACCUUCUACACAACAUAGAGAGACAGAGUGCCCAGCUUAGCCAGAUUGUCAGGAGUCUGAUGCCUCCUCUUGGCUUUUCAACGCUCUCAAAACAAGCACAGACCUGUAAAGGCAAGAGAAGCUUCACAAGUGGGCCGAAAGGAGAGGAUUUUUUUGCGCCGGGGAGCUCUAAGAGAAGGGGACUUACGAAGAGGCUGCUCAAAGCUGACGUGUCGUGCGUCUGCGCCCGAACACGACCUUUGGUUACCUACGACAAGCCCAAAUUGUUCACUUUCACCAGCCUCAGCUCCAGCUGGCGACAGGACUCGAGGAAGACCACACUCACCCCUUCACUCUCGUCGUCCUCUGGUCCGCGUCGCUCCUCUGGUCCGCGUCGCUCCUCUGGUCCGUGUCUCUCCUCUUGUGAUCCUGGAGUCUUGUGUUCUAAUCCUGACCGCAACUCCAAGUUGGCCCCGUCCUCCAGGAAAAAGAGCUCCAGACCUCACCCUGCUUUGUCUCCUUCACUUGACACUCCUCUGGCCCACCGCCCACAAAGAGCCCUAGCAAGAGAAGAAUGGUUCCAAAGGCCAUUAGACUUCAAUGCCCACUUGCCCUCUCCAGCACAUUACAACAGACACAACUCCAAGCCACUGCGCAACGGUCACAAAUACAAGCAGCAUGCCAGACAUCACAAAAGCAGAGGUAUGGGUCUGUCACCUAUCAGGAUGGCAGACUCUACUCAGAGUCAACACAGACGAGCCAAUCACAAGGAGAGGAAGAGAAGACACAGACACAGGCCAGAAGAGGACAGUUCAGAUCAAGUGCCGGAGAAGAGCUACACACAGUUUUCACGCAAGCAGGCCUCCCAAGGCACUGUUCGCAGACGUCAGGGAGAGAGCGUGUUCAACAUAAACAACAUCGUCAUCCCCAUGUCACUGGCCAAGGUGGAAAAGCUGCAAUACAAGAACAUCCUUACACCCCGGUGGCGGGUGGUAUCCACCCAGUCUCUGAUGGAGGAUGAGGCAGAGAUGGAGGAGGUUGAGGUGCUCAGCGACGAAGCCUUCGCUCAGAGGCACUUGGCUUUGGAGCAGAGUGAGAAACUGCGCUGGGCGUCCUGGGGGACCAGCGAAUGCUGCAGGCUUCCUACAAGCAGGCUGUUGGGCGGCGGGGGCGGGACGUUCACAUCAGGAGAGGAGAGCUCAGUGGAGUGCAGUGGUGCUCAGCUGGAUGCUGACGCACAGCCGAGCUCAGCGGAGUGCCUGGCUCAGACACCCUGGGAACCACGAGUGUUUCCUUUGAGCAAGGAUGAAGAAGAAGCCCUGCUCUGUGGCAGACUAGAAAACGUACCCUCAGGGUGGUCGGAGUCCAGCUCUGGGUCCUCAUUGUCAAAGAACUCAAACUCCCAUCUCGCCCCAGCUCAGUCCUCAGGUGCUACACUGCCCCCUGGUGCACAAAGUGGAAACAUUACACCUAAUGGCAGCUGAGGGGCUGCAGUGCCUUACCUCUUCAAUAUCGCCUCACGUCUGGGACCAGGAGGAGAAAAUGUGGCCUGGAAACCUCAAUUUUGACACAAAAUACGUUCCAUGUGUACAGUGAUUUGGUUAGCUUAGUACGAAGCAAUGUUUUAAUUUUGUGAAUAUUGUGACGUGUAUAUUUUAACUCACUACUGUAGCUCCUGCUACAUUUCAGGUUUUAAUGUAAAAGAGGUACUAUUUGUAAAGAAAUGUAUAGCAGCACAACUCUCCUGUAGUCUCAGGUUUGUGUACUGUUUGUUGCUGUCACUUGCUAUUUAUUUUCACAGUUGUCGUUAUUGUCUUUGUAGAAUGACUUAAGUACAUACACAUGUUAACUUUUA
Messenger RNA from Scophthalmus maximus (turbot), 3836 nucleotides. RefSeq names its product KAT8 regulatory NSL complex subunit 1-like (gene kansl1l). The transcript has 17 exons. Gene Ontology annotation, molecular function: histone acetyltransferase binding. NCBI's taxonomy places the organism in Eukaryota, Metazoa, Chordata, Actinopteri, Pleuronectiformes, Scophthalmidae. Bases 691 to 3465 code for a protein of 924 amino acids. Gene Ontology annotation, cellular component: NSL complex. The record is from RefSeq and is a predicted model, not a curated record.